UUGAUAGCGGGGCUAAUGGCGCUGCUGUAUGGUGCACGGUGCCAGGAACACUCACUAGACCUGCCGCGUCACCAUAACGUCGACGAAGAAUUGAAACUACCUGACUUUGACUUCGAUCAACCCUCAGCGCCUUUGCAACCUGAUUUUGCCCUGAGUAACAACACGUCACUUAACGUAACAUAUAGUGAGUUAGAGCGUGGGACUAAUGAAACUAGCAACGCCACCAACCCCAACCCCACGCUGUCACUCCCUGCUGUUAUCGACACAAAGAAAAAAGCAGACAUAGAACUGUCAAGCUCAGCGGAUAGCGAGGCGACUGUUGAUGUCACUUCAAAAUCAGUGGUGCAAGUGUUUACUGAUGAAGAUGAAGACAAGGAAGCGUGCAUCGACUGGUGCCUAAGCGAUGCCGGCGAAUUUGUAUGCUGUACUUCCAACUUGCAGUGAGGCGAGGUAUGGCAAUAAAGCCUCUGAAUGUCA
Messenger RNA from Homarus americanus (American lobster), 477 nucleotides. RefSeq lists its product as uncharacterized. The coding region runs from base 16 to 444 and encodes 142 amino acids. The record is from RefSeq and is a predicted model, not a curated record. The transcript has 2 exons. NCBI's taxonomy places the organism in Eukaryota, Metazoa, Arthropoda, Malacostraca, Decapoda, Nephropidae.